Phytophthora nicotianae INRA-310 is the source of this 813-nucleotide messenger RNA. RefSeq lists its product as hypothetical. The transcript has 5 exons. Bases 1 to 813 code for a protein of 270 amino acids. Lineage: Eukaryota; Oomycota; Peronosporomycetes; Peronosporales; Peronosporaceae. The record is from RefSeq and is a predicted model, not a curated record.
AUGGAGACUGUGGCGCUUGAAUGGAUCAGCUCGGUGGGUGUGAAGCCUCAAGAUGUGGUGCAUUUCGUGCAGCAGCUCAACAAUGUUCCAAAGGAUGCGGUCUGUGAAAUAGGCGAAAUUUUCUCUCGCAGAUGUCGCACUACUUUCCAAAAACCCGGAAACCAACAUGAGCGAAGAAAUCGAAAUGAAAUCCACUUGACCUGUGAACCACGAGUAGCAGAGUUUCUCUGCAAGAAGUUCAGCAAACAAACUCAGCACAUUACUGGUGGCGAAGUGAUUCAAGUACGAUGCAAGCGUGUAUAUCAUGGUGCCCAACCUCUUGGAAAACGGAUCACAACUCGCAUCAUGAGGUCUGAUCGCGAAUGUGUGGAGGAUGUUGACGAGACAAUGCUCGAAUCGAAAACUGAAGCGGAACCAAGCACUUCAGCCCUCGUUCUCCCAAUUGAUAAGGUGAUUGCGCUGAUUGAUCUACUGGGCGAAAAAGUGGUGGAUGCGCAGGAAGCAUACGACCUAUUUUCCGAAAGAGAUGCUUGUGGACCCCAGCGAAUGACGAUGCUGGGGCUCACUAAAGCUCUUUUAGAGUUAUGUAAAAAUGAGUGGACUACAAAAUCGUCUCGUGUGCGGGGCAACAGCAGCACGUGCAAUGCAAAGAUCACCGUCGAGAAUACCCGAUAUUUACUGUCGAGGCUGAUCGCAAGCAAUAAUGUUGCAGUGAAGCGUAUCCCAGCAGCUACGACUGUGCCAUUCGUCUCGUACACGGAUUUCUUAGCCACCUACGUCGCUUUUCUUGCCAGUCUUCACUCUUCGACAUGA